CCCAUCCAAUUCUCAUAUCACAAUCCAAAACUUACCAACAAAAACCCAAAACAAUGAACACUUUUAGUAACUUGUUUCUUAUAUUCAUAUUGCUAUCUCAAGCAACAUCUUCUCUCUCAAAAUGCCAUCCAGAAGAUAAAAAAAUUCUUCUCCAAAUCAAAAAAGAACUCAACAAUCCAACCUUUCUAUCCUCAUGGGAACCACACACUGAUUGUUGCAACUUCAAGUGGUUUGGUGUUUCUUGUUCAUCCUUAACAAAUGAUCAUGUCACUGAUCUAAGUAUCUCGAAUGUAACACUUACUUCUCGAUUCCCUCCUUCGAUUGGUAACAUAUCUUAUUUACGGUCUCUUUUUAUCUACGAUUUACCAAAUCUCACCGGCAUAAUUCCAGAAUCCAUAACCAAACUCACUAGACUUAUAUAUCUCACAAUUAGUGAAACCGGCGUUACCGGCCCAAUACCAAAAUUCACGUCCCAAUCUAAAAGCCUUGUUAAUUUGGAUCUUUCACAUAAUAACCUCUUCGGAGAAUUACCACCUUUACUAUAUAAAUUACCUAGUCUUUCCGGAAUUCUAUUUAACAACAACAAGUUAACAGGUUCAAUCCCUCGUUCGUAUGGUUACUUCAAUAAUAGCGGCGUAGCUGCUUUAGAUCUCUCUUACAAUAAUCUCUCGGGGAAACUCCCAAUUUCAUUGGCGAAUUUAGAUAUUUACCUAGUUGAAUUGGCUUAUAAUAAGUUAGAAGGUGAUGCUUCUAUGCUUUUUGGUUCCAAUAAAAAGACAUUGGUAAUAGACAUUUCGGGAAACAAUUUUGAGUUUGAUUUUGGAAAAAUUGAGUUGUCUAUAACAAUAACAACAUUGGAUGUGAGUCAUAAUAAGAUCUAUGGUAAUUUUCCUAUGGGAAUGGAAAAUGUAACAUUCUUGAAUGUGAGUUACAAUAGAUUGUGUGGUGAGAUUCCAAAGGCCGUGCCAGUGUUUCUUUCCGAAAUUGCUCCUUCAAGAAUACGUGGAGCAUUGAAUAUACUUUUCCAACUUAAUGUCACUAUUGGCAUUUUGUUUGCUAACCUUGUCAACUAUGGAACCAACAAAAUCAAAGGUGGAUGGGGUUGGAGGCUAUCUCUAGGGUUGGCUGGUAUCCCAGCACUUCUCCUAACACUUGGUGCCAUCUUGGUUGUGGACACUCCCAACAGUCUCAUAGAACGUGGUCGUACGGAAGAAGGAAAAGCGGUACUCAAAAAGAUCCGUGGCAUCGAUAAUGUUGAACCAGAGUUCUUGGAGCUUGUUGAGGCAAGUCGUAUAGCUAAAGAGGUUAAACACCCCUUUAGAAAUCUUCUUAAACGCAAAAACCGUCCUCAACUUGUCAUUUCGGUCGCCUUGCAAGUAUGUACCGAUAUUCCAGCAAUUCACAGGCAUCAACGCGAUCAUGUUUUAUGCGCCGGUGUUAUUCAACACAUUGGGAUUCAAGAAUGAUGCCUCCCUUUAUUCCGCUGUGAUAACCGGUGCUGUGAAUGUGCUCUCCACAAUUGUAUCUAUCUACUCAGUGGACAAAGUUGGACGCCGUAUGUUGCUGUUGGAAGCCGGUGUACAAAUGUUCUUGUCUCAAGUCGUGAUAGCUAUCAUUUUGGGGAUCAAGGUCACAGAUCAUUCGGAUAACCUUUCGAAAGGUUAUGCAAUAUUCGUAGUUAUCAUGGUUUGCAUUUAUGUUUCUGCUUUUGCUUGGUCUAUAGGUCCUCUUGGAUGGCUUAUUCCAAGUGAGACAUUUCCAUUGGAGACCCGUUCAGCCGGACAAAGUGUCACUGUUUGUGUCAAUUUGCUCUUCACCUUUGUUAUUGCACAAGCUUUUCUAUCCAUGUUAUGUCAUUUCAAGUUUGGCAUCUUCUUGUUCUUCUCUGGUUGGGUUUUCAUGAUGUCAAUCUUUGUGUUUUUCUUGGUGCCCGAGACGAAGAACAUACCAAUUGAAGAGAUGAUUGAAAGAGUAUGGAAGCAACAUUGGUUUUGGAAGAGGUUUAUUGAAGAUGAUCAUGACAAUGAGAAAAUAGAAAAUGCUGAUAAUUGUAACUUUUUGUUUUAAUUUGUGCAAUUUUGGUCCUGCCCGUCUAAAUUGAAGCACAAUUUAAACUGCGUCGGUCUAUUACCGCGUUAGCUCCCCUCCAAUUUUUUUAUUUUAAUUAAAUAAUAAAAGAUAAAAAAGGAGGUGGGGGGGGGCGAGCGGCAGCGGCUCCAAGCGAUGACGGCGAGAGGUGCUUGAGUGGAAGAAGCUGAGGAGGAACUGGGUGUUGACAGUUAAGCUUCAGUUGUCAACAAGUAUAAAAGAAAGAACUCAAAAAGAUACUGCGAAUUAAUUUGACAAA
This is a messenger RNA of Trifolium pratense (red clover), 2347 nucleotides long. RefSeq names its product sugar transport protein 13-like. The record is from RefSeq and is a predicted model, not a curated record. The transcript is spliced from 4 exons. Lineage: Eukaryota; Viridiplantae; Streptophyta; Magnoliopsida; Fabales; Fabaceae. Gene Ontology annotation, biological process: monosaccharide transmembrane transport. Gene Ontology annotation, cellular component: membrane. Gene Ontology annotation, molecular function: monosaccharide transmembrane transporter activity; protein binding. The coding region runs from base 54 to 1466 and encodes 470 amino acids.